This is a messenger RNA of Meloidogyne enterolobii, 1713 nucleotides long. NCBI's taxonomy places the organism in Eukaryota, Metazoa, Nematoda, Chromadorea, Rhabditida, Meloidogynidae. The record is from the annotation of a GenBank genome assembly.
AUGACAUUAAUAAAAAAGAAGGAAAUUUUAAUAAUUAUAAAGGAAAAUUUUCUACAUUACAAACCUCAAAUCGCCAAUUUAGGCAACCUGGAUUUCAAGAAAAAUUUUAACAACGAUGAAUUGCCUCGACUGAUUGAACAAAACCAAUAUGAGGAAUUAAGAAGAGCUUUAUUGGAAGUACAGAGAGACUUGGAUAGUGCUCAAGAAUAUAAGAGAAAUAGUCCAGAAGUAGAACGAAUUGAGAAUGUUAUUCUUUCAAUUUCUGAACGAAUUAAACUUCCAAAUGAACCUGUUACUAAAGCUCAAGCUGAGGCAAAAGAAGAGCUUUUGAGAGUUAGACUUGCUCGAAUGAUUUUAAAUUUGGAUCCAGAUUUUGAGCCGAAGCAAAACUUUAAAGAAAAUAUGAAAAGAGAUAAUGCUGGUUUGUCUAAUGAAAAUGUUUUUGCUGAUAUUGCAUUGGAAGGUUAUUAUGUUCGAGCACUUAGAGAGCCUAUAGGUUUGUUACGAGAAAAAUUAGCUUUAUUAGAGCAUCGUCUUCUAUCCGAGCAACAAUUGGAGAUUAAUGAUCAAUUACUUCGAAUUGAUCUAACUCCGCCACCCCUCCAAAAUUUGGAACAAAAACGGAGAAAAGAAUCGCUUAGUCAAAGGAGUGAUGAAAUAUCUAGAAUGACUCCAUUAAUUGUAAUGUUAAGACAUAAAUUAAAUGCUUUGGACGAUCUUUGUCACAAAGAACAACUUAAAGCAAAUACAACAAAUAUGAGUGGCCGUUUAACCCCUUACGAAGAGAGGAAAACAGUCUUUGAUUUAUUGGUGAGAAUUAACGAAGAGAUAGAUACUAUCCAUAAAUUAUGUCGAGAAGAGAAUGUUAAGGAGAGAAUUGAAAUUGUUCUUAAAGUUUUAAAGAAAGUUUCUAGUUCAAUUGAUAAAAUAAUGGAAACAUUGAAAAAUAUGAGUACAGCGACUACUGUUGCUACUUCAAGACAACCAUCAAUUUCAUCUUUGUCUGAGACUAAACAAAAUAUUUUUAACGUUGAUAGACCAAUUAUUUACCAACAACAAAUUGACCAUCCAUCAUCAUCUAAAUUAGAACAAGCAAUCUUAAAUAAACAACAACAAAAAGAAAAAAAUAUAAAUAUUCUCAAACAAACAAAGCAAACAUUUCUUCAGAGAAUGAAAGCUAAACAAAAUGAGAAGAAAACUGAACAAUUUUUUGAUUUUCCAUUAAAUGGAAGUAAUAAACAACAAAAUGUUGAAUCUAAACAUUCCAAAAUUUAUAAGCAAGAAAAUAUUGUACCUCCAAAACCUAAAUCUCUCACUUCUUCAAUUGAGGAGAGAAUAGGUCCAUUAUACAGCAUUAUUGAAGAAGAUCCUUCAUUUUCUAAACAAACAAAUAUUUCAAAACAAAGAGUAAAUGCUGUUGAAUUAAGUGCACAUUUGGACAGGCCAUACGAAAGCACCUCUAGAGUUAAUGCUUUUAUCCCAUUAUUAACUACAAGAACUGCUACGAGAAUAGAAAGCCCUCCUUUGAGCCCAGCAUCUACUUCGAAUCAACACUUGUUAGAGAUAUCGAAAAAUUAUUCCUCAGACUUACCUUAUUCAUCCAAAAAGUUUAAUGAUCAGUCUCCAUUCCGCCUUGGUCCAUGCCCAACUUCAUAUUUAGCUCGAGAACAACAAAAAAUUACAAAUGGUCAAAAGCCUUCGCUACUAAAGUAA